Messenger RNA from Spea bombifrons (plains spadefoot toad), 1153 nucleotides. RefSeq names its product hes family bHLH transcription factor 2 (gene HES2). Bases 36 to 626 code for a protein of 196 amino acids. Gene Ontology annotation, molecular function: protein dimerization activity; RNA polymerase II cis-regulatory region sequence-specific DNA binding; DNA-binding transcription factor activity, RNA polymerase II-specific. The record is from RefSeq and is a predicted model, not a curated record. The transcript is spliced from 4 exons. Gene Ontology annotation, biological process: regulation of transcription by RNA polymerase II; anterior/posterior pattern specification; regulation of neurogenesis. NCBI's taxonomy places the organism in Eukaryota, Metazoa, Chordata, Amphibia, Anura, Pelobatidae. Gene Ontology annotation, cellular component: nucleus.
CCUCUGCCUGCCUGUUGAUCACAGGAGUUCCCUGAAUGCUUGCUAUGGCUCCAAACCUUGCAAUGUCUGAAUCUGUGCAGACCUACCAACCCAAGCCUGGGAAGAAGAACAGCGAAGCCAGUGAGCUUAGAAAGACUAUGAAACCUCUGAUGGAGAAGCGCAGGAGAGCUCGAAUCAAUGAAAGUCUCAACCAGCUGAAGACACUGAUUCUGCCUCUGAUUGGGAAAGAUAAUUCCAGGUAUUCUAAACUAGAGAAGGCUGAUAUACUCGAGAUGACUGUGAGGUUCCUGAAAGACUUCAGUCCAGCCCAAGCACAAAAUUCUGCAGACAAAUACAAAGAAGGAUACAAAGCUUGUAUUGAGAGACUCGGCGAUAUCCUCACUAAAUCCAGUAUGAUGAGCAGUGAAACCAGUAACCGUCUUCUGGAUCAUCUCCAGCGAAUUCCAGAAACCUGUUGCCAAGAUUGUCACAAAUCCCCCAGUCCCAAGCAGAACAGUCCCAGGAUUGUGUUACACAUCAGUCCCAGGAGAUCUGAGACUGUAUCCUCUCUUCGGAAUCAGCCACCACAUCAAAGACCUCGUCCCAACCCACCACAGCCCAGUACCCCCAUCUGGAGACCAUGGUGAUGGCCACCUAUGACUUCUUACCCCUACAUGGACUUCUAAGCUAGAAUGAUUAUCUUGCGCAGUGCUCAUUGUCUACAAAGUAUAUUUUGUAAAUAUGUCUUUCAAGUUGUUUCCACUAGGGUGAGCACUCCAGCACUGAAACUGUUAAAGGGCAGCUCACUCCACAACCCAUGCAAAUUUAACUCUUUCAGUGCUGGGAUGUUGACUUUGGAAACCAUUGUAACUUAUGCAUGUCCACCUGUUGCCUGAUAUCAAAUUGUUUAUCCAAGCAAUAUAGGGUGGACCAUUUUAGUCCUGAUUGUGGAUUAAAAAUAUUUAGGGUGUAAUUAUAAACCCUGUUAAACCCAAAGGGUUUAUAUUCAGUAUGCGAUUUGCAUUAAUUAUUUUAACCUCUUGGUUGCCAGCAACAGAACAAAGACCUGACCAGUUAUCCUGGUAAUAAAGGGGUUAAAAGGACAGGGCCAUGUGCAAUAUAUUUUUUUUUGUAAAUAAACAUGUAUUUACGGCACUUUCCUGAUGUUAAAGAU